AUGGAAGAGUAUCAAGAGGUGGAAGCUGAGUUGGAGAAGCUGCUCGAGGCGGCUAGCGACGUUGCCUGCGAGCAAUCCCGGGCGAUGAUUGCAUCGAAGAACGCAGAAAUCCGCAGAGCCAAAAACGUCCUACUGACGGAAGCUGUGUCUGCGCUAGAAAAAAGGGUUAAGAAGGGGAGAAACAUCAACAAGCAGAUCAUCGCUGACCGCCAGGAAAAGAUUAAGGACCUCAUCGAGCGGAUAUAUGCUGUUCCCGAUGGUAUGAGCAUGGCUACAAACAGGCGCCCAGCACGGGCUUACGUCAAGGGCAAGAAAGGUGCGGCCGUGUACAUCAACGGCGGCAUGGACUCCAACCCAGCUGCCCAGGAUGGCUACUAUGCGCACACGGAGGCGACGCAAAAGUUUGAAAAGGAGUGGGAGGAGGCCAAGAAAGUGCAAGACGAGAAGCUCAACCAAAUUGACCAUGCGGUCGAAGAGCUGGGUGACAUGGCGCGAAACUACGGUAAGCGCGGGGCGCUGGUGGGGAAGCUUGGGCUGCGGCUACUUGCGUGUCGUGAUGUAGCGUGCUGGACGGCUGAUCAUAUGGGUUGUCGGCCUCUGGUCUUUUCCCGGUUACUUCAUACUUUUGAGGCCCACCCUGCAGCGCACCAGCGACUGCAGGGCAGGCGCAUGGCCUUCAUGUUUUCCGACGCGCACUGUCAGGAUUACAUUGUAAGGCAGCUAUCUACUUGGGCACGACCAGGGACCGAGCUCGAUCGGCAAGCGCCCAUUAUCGAUGACAUCGAGCAACAGAUGGACAAGGUAACCAAGAGCCUUAAGACCAACAAUGCCAAGCUCAAGGGCAUCGUGUCCAAGAUGCGUUCCUCGCGCAACUUUUGUGUCGACAUCAUUCUUAUUACGGUUUUGCUUGCGAUCGGUGCCUACAUCUAUGCCAUGUUCAUGUAA
This is a messenger RNA of Volvox carteri f. nagariensis, 945 nucleotides long. It is a transcript of the gene syp71, whose product is annotated as Qc-SNARE, SYP7-family. Bases 1 to 945 code for a protein of 314 amino acids. The record is from RefSeq and is a predicted model, not a curated record. The transcript is spliced from 6 exons. NCBI's taxonomy places the organism in Eukaryota, Viridiplantae, Chlorophyta, Chlorophyceae, Chlamydomonadales, Volvocaceae.